Molecule: messenger RNA, 1788 nt
Organism: Scaptodrosophila lebanonensis
Lineage: Eukaryota; Metazoa; Arthropoda; Insecta; Diptera; Drosophilidae
Exons: 5
Coding region: 203-1768 (521 amino acids)
Source: RefSeq, a predicted model, not a curated record
UUUGCGGAAAGGCCAUUUCAAAAUUGGACCAAUAGAAAGAAUUCCGAAGGAAAGCGAUUCAAAUGUCAAGAAUGCUUGUUAAACGGAAUUUAAAUUCAAAUCAGUCGUUGGUGAAGCGCUGAGCUGGCUGAUUAGUUUCUGUAAUGUUCCCAGUAGUACAAGACGUACACAUUCCUAAGACGUUUUCAUCCCUUUUUAGCAAAUGAACAUGUUGUUUUACGUACUAGUUUCAAUUUGCUUUCAUUUGACUCUGUUUGUUAUAUGUUGGUAUCUUCUAAAGCGACUGAACAUCAAGAUUCGGAUCGGAGCAAUCAAAUUCCCCCUUUUAACGUUUACAAAGGUUUUCUUUAGCAAUACAGUUUUUUCAGUGGAAAUAGAGCUGUUGCAUUUAGGCAGCAAUCUCUUCAAUCAUGGCCUCUCAAAACUGAUUUCUAUUGACAUAUGUGGCUUACGAUUAACUAAAAACUCUUGUAAGUCCGCCAGUAAUCAUUCUGUUGGACGGAAAAAUGAUCUCGAUUUCGAUAAAGUACAUGCCCGAAUCAGAUGGCUUUCAAAGUUCAUAAAUGUGUAUAUAAAAGACUUUGGGAUAGAGUUGACGAUCGAUGAAUUAAAAUCGCGCUUAUAUCUUAAAGCUCCGACGGCAGAGUUUUACCUGAAAACCGAAUUACCCGGACUUGUUGGCCGUAAUGAGAUUCAUGUUCUCGUAGAUCAUCCGACAGCUGUAAUCAAAUUUCCCCUUUCUAAAUGUCUAAUCGAGGCUAAAGCGGAGAACUGUAGAAUGAUCAUUCUGGACUAUGGAAUAAGCCAUAUUAGACCAAAUGAUAUCAGCAUAGAUGCGGAAAUCUUAGAUAUUACAUUAUGGGUGACGGAUCAAGCUUUGUGCUUACGGACUAUUCACUUAAACAUUGUGCUUGAUCGAACCGAAGAGAAUCGUAACACACUCUCCCAUCACACCAGCGUGGGCCUUAAAAUUGAUCAUUUAGAGUCUAAUUGGAGUCCAUACCCGGAUGAAAACAAUCCUGUUCUGAAGUCGGCUUUCCCUUUUUAUUUAAAGGAUAUCAGAGCCAAACUACGUCCUUACUGCGACUCCUCUAUGGACGUAUCCAUAGAAAUGUUUCGCAUCAAUUACGACUCUGUGUUGAGGGAUUUUGUAGUGGAGCUCAUGGAUUAUUGUAGAAUAAUUGCGGCGUUUACAGUCGAUGUUGCAACGAAGAAAAAAGCCCCGAGAGUCUCGGUAAUGGUUAAGGACUUCUCCGCCUAUUUUGAGGAUCAUAAAAAGUAUCUAACUUUAUCGAAGUUGAACAUUUUGCAAAACAGCCAAGUUUCUGAAAUCGUGUUAGAAGAACUUGAACUGUUCAUAAAAGAUAAACCUAUAAUUGCAGAGAGCAAGCUAAUACGGAUAGUGUUUAAUCAAGUAAGCAGCAGUAAUGGUCCUUUCUCUGUUCAAGUACCCGACAAAUUGUUGGUUCGCUUGGACGUUAACUUGGCUUUGGAACUAAAGUCGCUUUGGAGCGAUUUAGAACAAUUUUAUAGAGAGGUUUGUGAGACGCAGCUUGAUGAAUCGGAUUUUUCCAAAAUAUUUUAUAAAGGCAUUCAGUUUUUUUUCAAUUGCCCCAGGGAAUGUCUAAGUAUGUUAUUUGGAAAGAAUACCAUACUGGUAAAAGAUCUUAAAUUUCAACAAAACAUUAUUUAUGCUGAGGAAGUCAUGGUAACAAAUGAAGGUGGUCGAAUUUUGCAAUAUAGUCCACUUAGAUAUAAUUUAAAUUGAAUAAAAAAUAAUUAUUUUGA